Pseudocercospora fijiensis CIRAD86 is the source of this 1762-nucleotide messenger RNA. RefSeq names its product CSN2 COP9 complex. NCBI's taxonomy places the organism in Eukaryota, Fungi, Ascomycota, Dothideomycetes, Mycosphaerellales, Mycosphaerellaceae. The transcript is spliced from 5 exons. Gene Ontology annotation, biological process: protein deneddylation. Bases 1 to 1455 code for a protein of 484 amino acids. Gene Ontology annotation, molecular function: protein binding. Gene Ontology annotation, cellular component: COP9 signalosome. The record is from RefSeq and is a predicted model, not a curated record.
AUGUCUGACGACGACGAUUUCAUGCAGGCCUCUGAUGAGGAGAACUACGAUUUCGAGUACGAAGACGAAGAUGACGCGGAUGAGGGCGGCGAUGUCGACGUUGAGAACAAAUACUACAAUGCCAAGCAGAUGAAGGUAGACAAUCCAGAAGAGGCGAUCGAUGAGUUUCUAGGCGUGCCAGCACUCGAACCAGAAAAGGGCGAUUGGGGGUUCAAGGGCCUGAAGCAGGCGAUCAAGCUCGAGUUCAAGCUUGGAAGAUACGACGAUGCCGUCAAGCACUACACCGAGCUCUUGACAUAUGUCAAAUCUGCAGUCACCCGAAAUUACUCAGAAAAAUCAAUAAACAACAUGCUGGACUUCAUCGAGAAGAAUGCCGAGGACGAAGCGGCCAUCCAAUGCAUGGAACACUUCUACAGCAAGACUCUCGAAUCAUUCCAGGCCACCAACAACGAGCGGUUAUGGCUGUCCACCAACACGAAGCUUGCGCGACUUUGGCUUGCGCAGAAGGACUACGAUCGGCUUACUGGAAAGGUUCGCGAGCUCCACAAAGCCUGCAAGCGCGAGGAUGGAACAGACGACCCGAGCAAAGGCACAUAUUCCAUGGAGGCAUACGCGCUGGAGAUUCAGAUGUAUGCUGAGACACGAAACAACAAGCGGCUAAAGGGCCUAUAUCAGCGAGCGCUUAGGGUGCGCUCGGCGGUACCACAUCCAAAGAUCAUGGGCAUCAUCCGCGAGUGUGGUGGCAAGAUGCACAUGUCUGAAGAGAAUUGGAAAAGCGCCCAGAGCGACUUCUUCGAAUCGUUCAGAAAUUACGACGAAGCGGGCUCGUUGCAGCGGAUACAGGUCCUCAAGUAUCUGGUGUUAACGACGAUGCUGAUGGGUUCGGACAUUAAUCCAUUCGACUCGCAAGAAACCAAGCCAUAUAAGAAUGACCCUCGAAUCGCAGCUAUGACGGAAUUGGUAGAUGCAUAUCAGCGUGAUGACAUUCAUCAAUAUGAGACGGUGCUCCAGAAAAACAAGGACCUCCUUGCUGAUCCGUUCAUCGCGGAGAACAUCGACGAGGUCACUCGCAAUAUGCGCACCAAGGCGGUGGUCAAACUCGUCGCACCAUACACUCGAUUUCGCCUCGAGUUCAUUGCCAAGCGACUGAACAUCUCAAUACCCGAAGUUCAGGAUAUCGUGGGCUUCCUGAUCAUGGAUAAGAAGCUGCGUGGCAAGAUCAACCAAGAAGCCGGGACUGUCGAGAUCGAGAGUCGGGCAGAUCUCGACCGGAUGCAUGCAGUGGCGGACUGGACCUCGGCUAUUCAUUCGCUGUCAAAGGCCGUCCUUAAUGAGGGCGACUUCAAGACAGACGACGGAGCCGGCUUACUACCGCCGAUAGGGUCAGAGAUCUACGAAGCUCCGUCGCGACCACUUGUGCCUGGCAAGCGGAAGGGCCAUCGCGCACAGAAAUAAGCUGCAUAAUGAGAUGCGCUCGAACGAGAAAAAACAUUUGGAAGACGCCACGCCCUCCGAUUGUCGCGUUUGCCUGUUUUCCAGCGAUAGCCAACAGUGCAGGGUAGCGUAUCGCUGUCACUGGAAUUGCCCGUAGUGAUGUUAGACACAAUGGCACAAGCCCGGUGAACACGAAAAUAACACCGUGUACACGCAAAUUUUGGCUAGUGUUAUAUGAACACGUAGGUAAAUAACGGGAUUAGUAAUAAUCGCUCGGAAUAGCUGGUUUAGUCACUAGUGCUUGCUACUGCUUGUUAGUAGCUAGCUU